AUGGAGACGUCGACCCAAGAAACGACAUCAAGGGCAGAGCACGUCAAGAAGAAGAUGCCAUCUUCGUCGAUCCGGGUGAAAAAGGGCAUGACGGUGAAGGUGCGCACGCGCGCCGGGAUCCUGCCGACGGGGCGCUGCCUCCUGCUCUGGCUCGCCGCCCGCGUCGUCUCCGGCGCAGCAGGUGACGACGGCUACAUCGAAGUGAUCUACAACGGCAACUUCCCCCGCGACGACCCCCUCCGAACCAUUUUCCCGGCGGAGCUGAGGAGAGGCGAAGAAGACAGUGGACAUGAUGCUCCUGCGCGUGGAGCUCUUCUGCACCACUCCACGACCCAUCUUCUUUUCGCUGCCAGCCGUCCGGUAAACAAGCCCGUGACCACUUUGCCGCAGGCGGACACGAUGCUACUCGGUGCACAACCCGCAGUGGGCGCUGAAGGUGUUUCGAAGAGCAAUGGAGGGGGCGGAUCCGGCGCACGUCACGGUGUUCUUCAGUCAGACUCGCUGACCAGUUGCAGGCACACCGUGACAUGCCGCUCGAGGAGUACCAGGAUAAUCAAUUUGGGGAUCAAGAAUGUCUACCGCGUGUUGGGUCAAGGUGACAGAACACAAUUCAUCCCAUUAUCAUUAUGGGUGUAUGAUGGUAUAGUUGUGGGCUCGCUUGGGGCGGUGACGGUUGCCUCGACGCCCUCUCCACCUCCGUUGGAGCCUAGUCAGUCGGAGUAUGCAUGUGUGGAGGGUGAUGGUCCAGACAUGGCUAACAUGCGAUCGCUUGAACCCUUUGGAGGUGUGGUUCCUAUGGCUGAUAAAAUUGUUGUGGCCGGAGUGUUGGUGCCUAAUCCUGGUGUCCUUUUAGCCACCAAGAUAUGUGAAUUCCUAGCCAACCUGGACUCUGAAAAUUCUGGAAAGACGAUUGGAUGCCUCUUGGAGGAAAAAGCUUUGAGGGAGAAGCACAAGAAGGGUGGCGCUAACUCUAGAUCUGGCAUCCUCAAAGAGAAAUCUUGCAGGAGGAAAAGCAAGAAGGAUAGCGCUAGAGGGGAGGCGCAAAUGGUUCCAUGA
This is a messenger RNA of Triticum turgidum subsp. durum (durum wheat), 1056 nucleotides long. The record is from the annotation of a GenBank genome assembly. NCBI's taxonomy places the organism in Eukaryota, Viridiplantae, Streptophyta, Magnoliopsida, Poales, Poaceae.